This is a messenger RNA of Dicrocoelium dendriticum, 828 nucleotides long. The record is from the annotation of a GenBank genome assembly. Lineage: Eukaryota; Metazoa; Platyhelminthes; Trematoda; Plagiorchiida; Dicrocoeliidae.
AUGCAAACAUCAUCGAAACGAGUUAUACGCCUGCCAGCGAGACUACGUGAUUAUGGGAAUGAUAAUCCACCAACGAGGAAAAGACGCAGCAACGAUCACGAAACUGCAAGCAAUGGGAGGUUUCCUGAUUUCUCGUUAGAGGAGUUGGCGCGGCCUAGCACGCCUACUCAGAAUGUUGAUGACGUCCAGGAGGAUGCCGACAUGCCAGGUCCCUGUAAUGAAAUAGCCGUUCAAACGGAGGGUAUCACAUGCUGCAGGUGUCAUGAAACAGACAAAAGGGUUAUGCACACAUUGCACACUGUAGCAGAGGAACUUCGCAAGCGGGAGCAAGACCGCAAUACCCUACGCGGCGUACUUGAUUCACUUAGGCGCGUGGAGGAGACUCUUCAAGUUUUGAAGGAGAACCACGCGUCCAUGAGCCAAGCCAUGUGGACUGCAAGACCGAUGCAACCAACUGAGUUAUCUCUACCUACCUCCAACAUUGAGGAAUUCAUGGAGUUGGAGGGAAAAUUAGUGGAUCCCGAACUCAGUCGAGAACUGACUAAUCACAUGAACUCAACACCCGCCGGCACGGUAUCUGAGGCUGUUCGAUACACGCUGGAGAGGGUAAUGAACAGAGAUGUCUUGCGGCAGCUAAACUUCGCCGGGGCAAACAAUGCCAUACCAUUCAAGAAGACACAUACAUUCAGUGCGCUUCAAGAAGUUAUCGUUAACCGAUUUGGGGUCACGGGCAACGCCGUUGCGAACGGCGUUUGCAAAUGGCUACAGAUUACCCGGAGCAACAUGCACCGGCGUACAUCUGCCACAUCAAGCAGUCAGGAAUCGCAG